AUGGAUCCCGAAAUUCAAAAGUCAAUGGGCCAGAUGCGCAUGUUCCGACAGCAGCAGGCCAAUUGUGCUGCCAAGAUUCAGGCUCUCAAACAGACUCAAAAACGGGUUGAGCUCACUAACAAAGAAAUUAGCUCCCUCGCUCCAGAAACCGCACUGUACGCCUCUGUAGGCCGAUGUUUCAUCUUCAAGUCCCGCUCGGACAUCGACGAAGGCAUGGCCACCCAGCAAAAGAACAUCGCCGAGCAGAUCGAAAAGACUGAAGAGCAGAAGACCGUCCUCGAAAAGAAGGAGAAAGAAAUGAAAGAAACCGUUCAAGAGCUCAUGAAGAACAAGCAAGUUGCCAACUAA
Molecule: messenger RNA, 348 nt
Organism: Oikopleura dioica
Lineage: Eukaryota; Metazoa; Chordata; Appendicularia; Copelata; Oikopleuridae
Source: the annotation of a GenBank genome assembly